GGAUCUCGCGAGAACGCUCGUUGACUUACGGAGCCGGAAGUGGCGAGCGGCCCUCUCCCAUUUUGCCUUGGUCGGCGGCUCGGCAGGCGGCCAAGAUGAAGUUCAAUCCCUUCGUGACCUCCGACCGGAGCAAGAACCGGAAAAGGCAUUUCAAUGCCCCCUCGCACGUGCGCAGGAAGAUCAUGUCCUCGCCUCUUUCCAAAGAGCUGCGGCAGAAGUACAACGUGCGCUCCAUGCCCAUCCGCAAGGACGACGAGGUGCAGGUCGUGCGAGGACACUACAAAGGGCAGCAGAUCGGCAAGGUGGUCCAGGUGUACCGGAAGAAGUACGUCAUCUACAUCGAGCGGGUGCAGCGCGAGAAGGCCAACGGCACCACCGUCCAUGUGGGCAUCCACCCCAGCAAGGUGGUCAUCACUAGGCUAAAACUGGACAAAGACCGGAAGAAGAUCCUGGAGCGAAAAGCCAAGUCCCGGCAAGUAGGAAAGGAGAAGGGCAAAUACAAGGAAGAAACGAUCGAGAAGAUGCAGGAGUAAAGUGGCCAUAUGCACAACUUUGAUUAAAAACUGCGAAAAUGAA
Messenger RNA from Ochotona curzoniae (black-lipped pika), 576 nucleotides. RefSeq names its product ribosomal protein L26 (gene RPL26). Gene Ontology annotation, molecular function: structural constituent of ribosome; RNA binding. Gene Ontology annotation, cellular component: ribosome; cytosolic large ribosomal subunit. Lineage: Eukaryota; Metazoa; Chordata; Mammalia; Lagomorpha; Ochotonidae. Bases 96 to 533 code for a protein of 145 amino acids. The record is from RefSeq and is a predicted model, not a curated record. Gene Ontology annotation, biological process: ribosomal large subunit biogenesis; cytoplasmic translation. The transcript has 4 exons.